Molecule: messenger RNA, 6810 nt
Organism: Pristis pectinata (smalltooth sawfish)
Lineage: Eukaryota; Metazoa; Chordata; Chondrichthyes; Rhinopristiformes; Pristidae
Gene: slit2
Product: slit homolog 2 (Drosophila)
Exons: 40
Coding region: 1043-5731 (1562 amino acids)
Biological process (GO): negative regulation of cell growth; negative chemotaxis; retinal ganglion cell axon guidance
Molecular function (GO): Roundabout binding; calcium ion binding; heparin binding
Source: RefSeq, a predicted model, not a curated record
UGAGCCGGCGUGCGGCAUCCAAUGGGGUGGAAGGCGGGGAGAGGGGCGGGGCCAGCGGCCCGGGUACAUUAGCGCGUGCCCGAGCGAGGCGAAUGUUGCAACGUUGUGAGUGUGGAUGGGCGGCGGAGGCGAGGCUGCAGCUCCAACACCAGCACCAGCUCACUCGCAGCAUGUGACAGCACCCGGCUGCUCUGCUACUUCUAACCCUCGCUUUUAACACCCGGGGGGGUCAAAGCAAAAAAAAAUUACCCAAACCAACCAUCGGUCGCGACUGAUGCAACUAGAGAUAGGUGCUGAGAGUGCAACAAUGCAAACAUUGGUUUCACUGCCCACCUACCUUCAGGUGUUUAGGGCAAAGCGAAGAGAUUUCUAGAGAAAGCAAAAUUUUGGUUUCAAUCAGCUUCCCGGAGAGGCAGAGAGGAGGAAAAAAAAGAGAACUCCUUGUUUGUUGUACUUGGGACCCGGACUUAAAAGAAGAAAAAAAGGACAGGUUAUCAGGACUUAAGCAUUUCUAAACACGGUGAUAGCCAAGAACUGGUGUGCUUGAAUUAGGGCAAGUAUGAUCUUCCCCCACCCAAACCCUCAGCGAUUCUCAUGACUGUCAGUGACAGCUUGAUGGAUGCUUGAAAGGCAAUCAAUAUCUGGCGUUGUAUGCGGCGCCGUCUGUUGAAUCAUCCAGGCUGUUGUGGUCGAACGAUCCGAAGCUAUUCGGUGACAAGAUAAUUCAUUUGGUUUGGCUGCAUUCGUUCACAACCCGGAGCCUCCUAUCGUGGUGAUAGAAAAGGCGCUGUUGAUACGUGUUAUUGUCUGGGAACUGGCCUCGGUGAGUUUGCAGGGAUUGUAGCAACCGCUGUUCUGCAAAUCUCUGCACACACGAAUACCCAGGCACUGGGACAGAAAGAAAAAGUUGGGAGAGGAGGUCGGUGGCUCUCGGAAGGCGGAUUUGAAACGAACCGUUCGCAUUUAUUCACCUUCGGCUUUCGAUUUAAACGUUCCUUGUUUGUGUGUUGUUUUGUUUUAAAUCGAAGUUUACCUCUUCCCGAUGGCAGCGAUGAGUGGGUUUGGAUUUGGGGGGAUUUUCCUGUGGUUUCUCCUUGUGAUCGGGACGAGCACUUGGGAAGAAGUUGCUGGCCAAGUUUGCCCGAAUCGCUGUACCUGCGCUGGGACGGCUGUGGACUGCCAUGGACUGGGGCUGCGCUCCGUUCCCAAAAGCAUCCCCAGGAAUACCGAGAGACUGGAUUUGAAUGGGAACAACAUCACAAGAAUCACCAAAUCAGCUUUUUCAGGAUUAAGACAUAUGCGAGUUCUACAGCUCAUGGAAAACCAAAUAACUACUAUUGAGAGGGGAGCUUUUCAGGAUCUAAAGGAGCUGGAGAGACUCCGCCUGAACAGAAACAAUCUGCAGGUCUUACCCGAGUUGCUUUUCCUGGGAACUCCAAAGCUCUACAGACUUGACUUGAGUGAAAACCAUAUUCAUGCUAUCCCGAGAAAGGCCUUCCGAGGAGCUGUUGACAUUAAAAAUUUGCAACUGGAUUACAACCAGAUCAGCUGCAUUGAGGAUGGAGCGUUCAGAGCUCUGCGUGACCUGGAAGUGCUUACUAUUAACAAUAACAAUAUCUCUCGACUCUCAGUGGCAAGCUUCAACCACAUGCCCAGGCUAAGAACCUUCCGCCUCCAUUCAAACAACCUGUUCUGCGACUGCCAUUUAGCGUGGCUUGCUGAUUGGCUGCGGCAGCGCCCACGGGUUGGGCUUUACACUCAAUGCACAGGUCCUGGUCACCUGAGGGGCCACAAUGUUGCUGAGGUACAAAAGAAGGAGUUUAUUUGCUCUGGCCACCAGAGUUCGACAGCACAGUCUUGCAGUGUCCAUUCAAAGUCCUGCCCAUCUGUCUGCACAUGCAGCAACAGCAUUGUGGACUGUCGUGGCAAGGGCCUCACUGAGAUAUCGAGCAACCUUCCUGAAAGUAUCACAGAAAUACGUCUGGAGCAAAACUCAAUCAAGUCCAUCCCCCCUGGAGCCUUCUCACCCUACAAGAGGUUGCGAAGAAUAGACCUGAGCAACAACCAUAUCUCCGAAAUCGCGCCAGAUGCUUUCCAGGGACUGAGGUCACUUAACUCUCUUGUGCUCUAUGGAAAUAAAAUCACAGAGCUGCCAAAAGGCCUCUUUGAGGGACUCUUCUCUCUGCAGUUGCUGUUGCUGAAUGCCAAUAAGAUUAACUGUCUCCGAGUGGAUGCUUUUCAGGAUCUCCAUAAUCUAAACCUCCUCUCCCUGUACGACAACAAGUUACAGACCAUCGCCAAAGGCACUUUUGCUCCUCUGCGUGCCAUCCAGACAUUGCAUUUGGCUCAGAACCCAUUUAUUUGUGAUUGCCAUCUGAAAUGGCUCGCGGAUUAUCUCCACGCCAACCCCAUUGAAACAAGUGGUGCCCGCUGCACUAGUCCUCGCCGCCUGGCAAACAAGAGGAUCGGGCAGAUCAAGAGCAAAAAGUUCCGCUGCUCAGCAAAAGAACAGUAUUUCAUUCCAGGAAUUCACCAUUUUGGCUGCACAGAGGAUUACAGAGCCAAGCUCAGUGGAGACUGCUUCAUGGAUCUCGCUUGCCCUGAAAAGUGCCGAUGUGAGGGAACCACUGUGGACUGCUCCAAUCAAAGACUGACCAAAAUUCCUGAUCACAUCCCUCAGUAUACCGCAGAGUUGCGUCUUAACAACAAUGAAUUUACAGUGUUGGAAGCUACUGGGAUCUUCAAGAAACUCCCUCAGCUCCGCAAAAUAAACUUAAGCAAUAAUAAGAUUACAGAUAUUGAGGAGGGAGUGUUUGAGGGUGCUUCAGGUGUGAAUGAAGUCCUGCUAACCGGUAAUCGCCUGGAAUCUGUGCAUCGUAAAAUGUUCAAAGGACUGGAUAGUCUUAAGACACUGAUGCUGAGAAGUAACAAAAUUAGCUGUGUUAGCAAUAACACAUUCACAGGCCUGAGCUCCGUUCGUCUGCUAUCACUCUAUGACAAUCAGAUAACUACCAUUUCUCCAGGAGCGUUUGAUACUCUUCACUCUUUGUCGACACUAAAUCUUCUGGCUAAUCCUUUUAAUUGCAAUUGUUACCUGGCCUGGCUGGGUGAGUGGUUGAGAAAGAGGCGUAUUGUGACUGGGAACCCUCGCUGCCAAAAGCCCUAUUUCUUGAAGGAAAUUCCUAUCCAAGAUGUAGCAAUCCAGGACUUCACAUGUGAUGAUGGCAAUGAUGACAACAGCUGUUCACCCCUUGCCCGCUGUCCUGCAGAAUGUACUUGCCUGGACACUGUGGUUCGUUGCAGUAACAAGGGUCUCAAGGUCUUACCCAAGGGCCUCCCCAAGGAUGUUACAGAACUGUACUUGGAUGGAAAUCAAUUUGUGAUGGUGCCCAAGGAACUCACCAACUACAAGCAUUUAUUACUUAUUGAUUUAAGUAACAAUAGAAUCAGUACAUUGUACAACCAGAGCUUCAGCAACAUGACAGAGCUCCUAACUUUGAUUCUCAGUUAUAACCGGCUCAGGUGUAUCCCUGUUCGGGCUUUUGAUGGUUUGAGGUCCCUGCGUUUAUUGUCAUUGCAUGGGAAUGAGAUAUCAGCUAUUCCUGAAGGAGCUUUCAAUGACCUCUCAUCAUUAUCACAUUUGGCCCUUGGUGCAAACCCACUGUACUGUGACUGUAACAUGCAGUGGUUGUCCGACUGGGUCAAGUCAGGCUACAAAGAACCAGGCAUAGCUCGUUGUGCUGGACCUGGUGACAUGGCAGAUAAGCUUCUGCUUACCACUCCCUCGAAGAAAUUUGAAUGUCAAGAGAUUCCAGGGCCUUGCGGUUUUCUGGUACCAGGGCCUAUUGAUAUCAACAUUCUAGCCAAGUGUAACCCUUGUCUUUCCAACCCGUGUAAAAAUGAUGGCACUUGCAAAAAUGACCCCGUGGAUUUCUACAGGUGCACUUGUCCUUAUGGAUUCAAGGGACAGGAUUGUGAUGUUCCCAUUCAUGCCUGUGUUAACAGUCCUUGCAAAAAUGGUGGAACCUGCAAUCUGAAAGAGGGGGAAAAAGAUGCAUUCUGGUGCUCGUGUUCUGAUGGCUUUGAAGGUGAGAACUGUGCAGUGAACAUUGAUGACUGUGAGGACAAUGAUUGUGAGAAUAAUUCCACCUGCAUUGAUGGGAUCAACAACUACACCUGCCUCUGUCCACCCGAAUACACAGCUGCUAAUCUGAAUGAGGUGGAAAAAGGUGAGCUAUGUGAAGAGAAACUGGACUUCUGCGCCCCAGAGCUGAACGCCUGCCAGCACGACUCCAAAUGUAUCAUGACUGUCAAGGGAUUCAAAUGUGAAUGCACACCUGGCUACAUCGGUGAACAUUGUGACAUUGACUAUGAUGACUGCCAGGAGAACAAGUGUAAGAACAGUGCACAGUGUAUCGAUGCGGUCAAUGGGUAUACCUGCAUCUGCCCAGAAGGCUACAGCGGUCUGUUUUGUGAAGUGGCCCCGCCAAUGGUUUUACCACGCACCAGUCCCUGUGAUCAUUUUGAGUGCCAGAAUGGAGCCCAAUGUAUUGAGAUUGGAAACGAGCCUGUUUGCCAGUGUUUACCUGGUUAUGAGGGCGACAAGUGUGAAACAUUAGUCAGUGUGAACUUCGUGAACAGAGAUUCUUACCUACAGAUUCCUUCACCAAAUGUCCAUCUACAGCCCAAUAUCUCUCUCCAGGUAGCUACAGAUGAAGAAAAUGGGAUUUUGCUAUACAAAGGAGAUAGUGAUCACAUAGCUGUGGAGCUGUUUCGUGGGCGUGUACGUGUCAGUUAUGACACGGGUGUAUAUCCAGCAUCUGCCAUUUACAGUGUGGAAACAAUUAAUGAUGGCAACUUUCACAGUCUGGAACUGGUGGCAUCUGAUCAAAUCUUGAGCUUAGUGAUUGAUGGAGGAAAUCCAAAGAGUAUCAACAAUUUAGCUAGACAAUCCACGCUCAAUGUGGACUCCCCUCUCUAUGUUGGAGGUAUGCCCACAAAGACCAACGUUGCAGCUUUGCGCCAAGGGCCAGGCCAGAAUGGUACCAACUUCCAUGGCUGCAUCCGCAACUUGUAUAUCAACAACGAACUUCAAGACUUCAAGAAAGUUCCAAUGCAGACUGGCAUUCUGCCAGGCUGUGAACCCUGCCAGAAGAAGAUGUGCCAACAUGGUACCUGUCACUCCAUUGGCCAAUCCAGUUUCACUUGUGAAUGUGAAGGAGGUUGGACUGGGACACUUUGUGACCAGCAAACCAAUGACCCAUGUCAGGGCAAUAAGUGCGUGCAUGGUAUUUGUGUGCCAAUCAAUGCUUUCUCAUACAGCUGCAAAUGCCAGCUGGGUUUCAGAAAUGUGCUGUGUGAUGAGGAAGAGGAGCUGUUUAAUCCUUGCCAGAACAUCAGGUGUAAACAUGGAAAAUGCAGGCUUUUGGCUCUGAGCCGGCCUUACUGUGAAUGUAAUAGUGGUUACACUGGAGAGAACUGUGAUAAAGAAAUCUCCUGUCGAGGGGAACGCAUCCGAGAUUACUACCAGAAACAGCAAGGCUACGCUGCUUGCCAGACAACCAAAAAAGUCUCGCGGUUAGAGUGCAGAGGUGGAUGUGACAACGGACAGUGCUGCGGACCUCUGAGAAGCAAGCGGCGGAAAUACAGUUUUGAAUGCACUGACGGCUCUUCAUUUGUGGAGGAGGUGGAGAAGAUCGUGAAAUGCGGCUGCUCACGCUGUUCUUUGUAAAAGCUUCAAACGCUCGCCCCUUUUCAAAACAAUGUGCGCCUGGUGACUGUGUGGGACGUAUGUUGCUUUCGUGCUGGAGAUAUUUGAAUUAUAUUGUAAAAUACAGAACAGACUUAUUUUUAUUAUCAGAAAAUGACUAUUUUCUUCAUUUACAAAAACAUUUCAAGUCCUUUUGACUGAAAGUUGUUGCAAAACACAGAAGUAUCUGUCAGAAGCCAAACCAUUUUGGACUGGAUUUUGACUUUUCCUGACUCAGCGUGAGGAAACUCUCUAUAAUUUGACAUCUGGCGGACAAAGAAAAAGAAAUCUAAAGGAGGAUUGUGCCACUGAAGAAGAUGUCAGUCCAUCUUUGAAACAGGGACAUGGAUUUAACUGUGCUGUAAGGAAAUGAAACCAAGAAUGUGCAUCGAUGAAGAAGACCUGGAGCUUCCGCUGUCAUUUUAUAUCUUGAUUACGUGAACAGCAAUUUUUCUUUUCCCCGGUAUAAUGUGUACGUUAGCAUAAUCGAGCUUACAAAGUGUUUUAGCAAGCCUUGUUUCCAGUAUUAAUUCUUUGUAAUAUAACUAUAAAUGGGGGACUAUACAACAGAUAGAGAAUUGAUGUAUGGAUUACUUAGUUGGAUAAAGUUUUGUGGUUUUCUUUUGAAAUGAGUUUAUGCAGUAUUCAAAAUAUCAUUAAGAAGUAUUUAUUGUAUCAAGAAAAACUUGUACCUAACUUUGCUAGAACUUCUCUUUCACUCCAUUUUUGAAUCUUUAAUAUAUAUUAAUUUAUAUUUCGUUCUCAUAUUUUUGUAUGUUAAAAAUGUUAAAAAAAAUGAUUGCAGUUUUUUUUAUUUUUAUUUUGGGGGGGGAUAGAGUAACUAACAUUCUAGCAUGUCCUCUCGGGGUGAAUUGUCUUGUUAACCUUUUGAUCAGUUGUGUCUCCUGUACUUUUGACCAAUGACAUUGCUUUGGUUUACAAAGCCUGGGAAAUAACCUCAGCCUAACGGUGUCAGAUGUAACGAUCCAGUGUAUAUUUUGUGAAAUUCUGCUGAAUUUGUACGUUUACCAGUGAAAUAAUGAUCUCCUUGACAAACUUCA